Mytilus trossulus (common blue mussel) is the source of this 5933-nucleotide messenger RNA. RefSeq names its product nuclear pore complex protein Nup98-Nup96-like. Gene Ontology annotation, cellular component: nuclear pore cytoplasmic filaments; nuclear pore. The coding region runs from base 184 to 5634 and encodes 1816 amino acids. The record is from RefSeq and is a predicted model, not a curated record. NCBI's taxonomy places the organism in Eukaryota, Metazoa, Mollusca, Bivalvia, Mytilida, Mytilidae. Gene Ontology annotation, biological process: protein import into nucleus; post-transcriptional tethering of RNA polymerase II gene DNA at nuclear periphery; telomere tethering at nuclear periphery. Gene Ontology annotation, molecular function: structural constituent of nuclear pore; RNA binding. The transcript has 38 exons.
UAUAGAUCAUCACGGAGAAAGAAGAAACAGAGCGCCAUUUUUGUGAUUGUCUCUAUUUUUAACCUAUUACAAUAUUUAUAGAAACUUUCCAGACAGUCUUACCCUAGACUAUGAUUACUUAACAUUGCAAAUGUACGACUGUUAUAAAAUUUGAUUUAAAGAAGCUUUUAAAGUAAAGUAAGGAUGUUUGGAGCAAAACCAACAGGAUUUGCCUUUGGUGCUACUGCAAAUAACUUUGGACAAACAGCUGGAUUUGGUGCAGGAAACUCAACAUUUGGUUCUGCCAAGCCAACAGGAACUGCAUUUGGUACUCCAGGUGGUGGUGGUGGUGUCUUUGGAGCAGCCACCCCAGCUGCCACACCUGGUGGGGGUUUGUUUGGACAACAGAAUCCAAGUUCUGCUGGUGGUGGAUUGUUUGGUGCCACACAGCCACAGAAUCCAGGUUUUGGACAGUCAUCAGGUUUCACAUUUGGAGCGACACCAACAGCAAGUAGUUCUGGUGGGGGGUUGUUUGGACAGCAACAACAAAGUGCAGGAGGGCUGUUCUCUACGCCAGCUACAAACACAGGAUUUGGUGCCAAACCAACAGGAUUUGGAGCUAGCUUUGGAGCAAGUACUGGUACACCAGCUGGCGGAAUAUUUGGUCAAACACAACAACAACAACAGACACCAUCUUUGUUUGGACAAGCUGGCACAAGUGCAGGCUUUGGUGGAAAUGUUGCCAGUGGAACAACACUGAAAUUUAAUGCUCCAUCCAGUUCAGAUACAAUGGUGAAAAAUGGACAAACAACAAAUAUCAACACCAGACACCAGUGCAUCACAGCUAUGAAGGAGUACCAAUUGAAAAGUUUAGAGGAAUUAAGAAUGGAAGAUUAUGCUGCUAACCGAAAGGGUAAACAGCCAGGAAGUGGAGGGUUAUUUGGAACACAGCCAACAGCUACCCAACAACAAAGUACAGGAUUUAACUUUGGAAUGACUGCAAGUCCAUUUGGUCAACAACAGCAGCAGCAGCAACAACAGCAGCCAGCUUCAACUGGAUCAACAUUAUUUGGAGCCCAGCCACAGAGUUCUGCAGGAGCUUUAUUUGGUCAAGCUAACAAACCAUUGUUUGGAACUGCUACAACAAGCACUGCAGGAUUUGGAUUUGGUGGCAGUACUGGUACUAAUAAUUCUUUGUUUGGAAAUCAAAAUAAGCCUCUAUUUGGAAGUACCCAGGCAGCUACAACACAGUCUUCAUUAUUUGGUAGUACAGGGACUGCAGGUUUUGGAGCAUCCACUGGUUUUGGUGGAGGGGCGGGAGGAUUUGGUGCUAGUACCUCCACCGGAGGUUUAUUUGGUACUAACAAGCCAGCAUUUGGGGCUACACCUGUGACAUCAACAACAGGGUUUGGUCAGACAAAUCUGUUUAAUAAACCUGCAGGGACUGGACUCUUUGGUGCCACUUCACAAGCACCUGCUUUUGGUACCAGUACAGGGAGCAGUUUAUUUGGGGCUAAACCUGUUGGAUUUGGUACUACAACAUCAGCUCCUAGUUUCAGUCUAGGUGCAACUCCUGGUGGCCUGUUUGGAGGGAACACAGCUAAACCUGCUGGAUUUGGUUUUGGUGCUAGUACAGGAGCCAGUACCUUUACAGGUUUUGGAGGAGGCUUCAAUACAGCACAGCCCUCAUUAAAUCUGGGAGGAGCCAGCACCAUGUUGUCAACUGCAGCCAAUCCUCAGAAUUCAGGACCAACUCCACAACAGAUACAACAACAGUUACUAGCAUUGAAUCACUCACCCUAUGGGGAUUCUCCUCUUUUCUGGAACCUCAAACAGACUGAAACUAAGAGAGAAGAUCUGUUAAAGCCAACAAAUCCAAUAGCACAGAAAGCUGUAUUGACCAGUCAGUUUAAAGUUAGUCCAAGACCAACAGCCAGAGUUAAACCAAAGUCAUUACAUAAUGUACUCAAUGGUUCCAAGUCCCAGAUAUUUGAAGGACUAGAAGAUGAAGACUUUAGUUUUGGUAAUGAAUCAUUCAUGCCAAAGAAGAGCAUAAAGAAACUUGUUCUAAGGAAAACUGGAACAGAAUCUAAUUCCCCAAGUCGUGCCUCAUCAGUAAUCGAAGAUUUACAUAAUGAACAAUCACUCAAUGAUACAGAUCCUAGCUUUCUUCAGAAUACUUCUCACAGCAUGCCAAUUGAAAGAAGUGUUAGUAAGGACAUUCCAGAACCAGAGAGUAAUCUGAGAUUCCAGAAAGUACCUAGUCAGAACUUAGAUGACACAAUAGCCAUGUUAAAUGAACAGAACAAAGGAGGAGGAAAGUUGUCUUCACGGUCAGCUGAUGAAACAGAUUUAGAUAUUACACAGAGAGAUGAAAGUCUAGAAAGAAGACCAAAGACACCCACCCCUCCACAUGCUGCGGGUAUUGUCCUGACUAGACCUGAGUAUUACACACUCCCAAGCAUGGAGGAGUUAGCAGAGAUGGUGAAUGAGAAUGGUGAUUGUUUUGUUGAUGGAUUCACCAUUGGUAGAGAAGGAUAUGGUAGUGUGUACUUCCCAGGAGUCGUCAAUGUAGCUGGACUCAAUCUAGACGAGAUUGUACAUAUCAGGAGGAAAGAGGUGAUAGUUUAUCCUGAUGAUGAUAACAAACCUGAUCAAGGCGACGGUCUGAACAGGAAGGCAGAGAUAACACUGGACUGUGUCUGGCCGGUAGACAAGACAACAAGAAAACCCAUUCAGGAUCCUGAAAGAUUGAAAGCCAUGAAUUACCAUGAGAAAAUAGAAGGGAUAACAGCAAGGAUAGGUGGCAGGUUUACAGACUACAGACCAGAAACCGGAUCAUGGGUUUUUGAGGUUAAACAUUUUACCAAAUAUGGUAUGGAUGAAAGUGAUGAGGAUGACCUUUCUGAACUGACCCAGCACCAAGCUAAGAUGCAGGCCACUGCACAAUUAAAACCACGCCAGCCUCUACCACCACAGUCUGACAGGGCACCAGUGCAGAGCGUCCCUGUAACAGAUCCCAGACAAGACAGGGUAGUACCCAUGGCAGACGAUGACGAUGAUAUCAUCCAAGAUAUCACCCAGGAGAAGAUUCCUGAUGACAUGUUACAAGGUUUAGAAGAUGAAGACAUGGAUGAUCAGCCAUCAUCACACAAGUUAGCCAGUAGUAUGGGUGUUAGUGCCAGAAACGUUCAGGUCAUGAAAGCCUCUUUCUUUAAUGAAGAUGGUAUUGGAGACGGUGGUCAAAAGACAUUAUUUUCUAAGCCAGCAGCUAAGAAACAGGGAGAUGUUCCAAGCCUGUUCAGUUCAGCUUAUAAAUCAAAAUACAUGUCCCCUGUUAAACUAACCCAUCUUCCUAAAGAGGCAGAAUUAAGGAGAGAUGACCAAGGUGGGUUAUUCCACAAUAGAAUUCUCACACCAGAACCCAUUCGACCAAGUAAACCAACAUACCAGCCGCCACCAGUUGCCGAACACAUGCCACUGGCCAGUGGUCUCAACGCAGAUGACUUUCCUAAAAAAAUAGUAGGGUCAAGAGUUCAGAGACCAAUCCCAAACUUUAGAGAUUCACUGAUGUAUGAUAAACAGUUUAUGAUAAAGGAUGCAGGACUAUUUAUGGGACGGUCCUUUAGAGUAGGAUGGGGGCCAGGUGGCAUGUUAGCCCAUUGUGGUAGAACAGUAUCAGAGGUCCAGAAAGAAGAGAGUAACACAGAUACCUCACAGUUUACCAUACUGCCUGGAAUGGGACAGACUAAUAGUGGACAAUCAGAAUGGACAGUUCAUAUAGAAAAAUUAGACAUAGCUGGCUAUGUCAGAGCUAAAGAUCCUACAGUUAUUACUAACCAUGUAGAGAUGUUAAGUGUACAGUUAGAGAACUCAGAAAGUAUGUUAGAGGGUGACUGUCCAGUAUUUGUACCGUCCUCUGGAGUAGAGGGUUUACAUCAAUGUGCUAAACAAGUCAAACAAGAUUUACAAGAAUCAGAUAAUCACCCAGAUAAGGCUCUCCUGGAGCAGAUGGAUAGAGUGUUAGAUUUGUGUGUAGCUUUGUGGGGUAGAUUACCAGAUUGUAUUACAGAUGAGCCAGUAGAAGGAUAUGAUUAUCAGCAUUCUAGGAGAGAAGCCUUGUCUAAAUGGUUGAUGUCAACUGCUGUACAGAGAAUACAAGAGGACGUACAGGAGGCCAAAUAUAAGGGCAAAGAUCAUCUACCAGCUAUAUUAGCAUAUCUGAGUGGGAGGAAAAUUUCAGAAGCCUGUUCAUUGGCUCAAAAAUCAGGUGACCAUAGACUGGCAUUGUUAUUGGCUCAGACAGAGAGUCAUUAUGUUGUCAGACAACUGGUAGAAAAACAACUGAUUGAGUGGGCAGAACUUGGGGCAGAUAAAUAUAUAAAUAUAGUUCGCAUGAAGAUAUAUGCCUUGUUGUCUGGACAAUUGGUAUGGAGGGCACCUGUUGAACCUUACACCAUGAUUAACACAUGCGAAACUAUGGACUGGAAAAGAGCACUAGCUUUACAUUUAUGGUUCUUGUGUCCAUCAAAUUCUCCGAUCCAUCAGGCUGUAUUAGAUUAUGAAGCAGGCUUCAAAGGGAGAUCAAAUUGUGGAAUCUACUGUAAUCCUCCUUUACCACCAUACUCAGAAGGGGUAUUAGAUUGUCCAAUCGAAGAGGAGGAUGAAGGUCACAUGUUAAGAGACACUUGUUAUCAUGUUUUAAAGUUAUAUUGUCAGAAAUCUCAUCGCUUAGACAGACUGUUAAAUCCCACAUCCUCCACAGAAAAUCAGUUAGAUUAUAGAUUAAGCUGGCAUCUGUACCAAAUAUUACAGUCUUUAGAUUACAAACAUCUCUCCCCCUACCACAGAGCCUACGUACACAUGAAUUUUGCCUCACAAUUGGAAUCCAUUGGAUUAUGGCAUUGGGCUGUUUUUAUUGUUUUACAUAUAGAAGACAAACAGUGUCGGGAAUCAGCAGUAAAGGAUCUCCUGUACAGAUAUGUAACACUGUCAACAGAUAAAGAUAAAGAAGACUUCUUACAGGAAAAACUCAAUAUUCCUGUCAGAUGGAUACACUAUGCUAAGGCACUGAGAGCAAAGCAUGAGAAUAAAAGUCAUGAGGAAGCCCUGCAUUUACUGAAAUCAGGCCACUGGAAUGCAAGUCAUAAAGUCAUACUGAAACAUAUAGCUCCUGAUGCCAUCAUAAAUGAAAAUCAUGAGUAUCUUAAAAAAUAUCUGAAAGAAUUAUCAAACCCUGCACACAGCAGUAAAAUAUCUGAUUGGCAUUUUGGUGGACAAGUGUUCCUGGAUUAUAUCAACCAAUGUGAGGCCGUAGAAAAAUUUAAACAAGCUCUAAGUGGAGAAGAGCAACAAAGACCGAGUGGUUAUGACAUAGAAAGCUUGGUACACAGUGUUACAACAUUAUGUGCUAAAGUUGGAAAUUUACAGUGUACAAAUUCAAAAGAAAGAUUAUGUCAAUCUGAGAUGUCCAAAAUAGCAGCCGUUUUACUGAGAACAUUAUUACUCUUACAGGGACACAAGGUUGGAUCAUCAGAUUAUCUCCCCUUAACGUUGUUAGCUCCACAUAUCAGCAAUUUACCAAUGCCAGAAGAUUACCGAAUACAAGAAUUACGGGCCUUGACAAGAAGUAAUAUGAUGGAAACAACUGCAUAACAGAAGUUUGAAGAAGAUUUUUAAAAGACAAGAUAUUACAAUUGUGUGUUAACAUGAACUAUAAAUAUUGUCAAAGCCAGCAUAUUGAGUUCAGAAUGUAAUUCAUGUAUUGACAGAAAUUCCAGAAUUAUGACAAGAUAAUUAUUAUGUCAGUGUAAAAAAUCAUGUUAACAUUGUACAGGCCUUACAAAAUUUAGGCAUGUUUCCAUAUUCACUCUAUCAAAAAUUGACAUGAGUUGACAACUUUGCAAACGUCAAGAAUUUGUAUCAUUACUUUUAGUAAAAAAUAUUAUUUAUAA